Messenger RNA from Ylistrum balloti, 1605 nucleotides. RefSeq names its product brain-specific angiogenesis inhibitor 1-associated protein 2-like. The record is from RefSeq and is a predicted model, not a curated record. Gene Ontology annotation, cellular component: cytosol; nucleoplasm. Gene Ontology annotation, biological process: plasma membrane organization; actin filament bundle assembly; positive regulation of actin filament polymerization. Gene Ontology annotation, molecular function: protein binding. Lineage: Eukaryota; Metazoa; Mollusca; Bivalvia; Pectinida; Pectinidae.
AUGAAGAAUUCUGAGGACGUACAUCAGCAUACCGAGGCAGUAUAUAGGGGCCUGACAGAGAACUUUAACCCAGGGAUAAAACAGGUCUUGUUAUGUGGGAAAGCCUACCACAAAGCCCUUCAAGGUUUAACUGCAUCAGCCAGAGCAUAUUCAGAGUCACUGCUCAAAAUUGGUGGCAUUUCAAGGUCAACAUGUAGAGGAGGAACAGAAGAAGUAGGUGAAGCCAUAUUCCAGAUAGCAGAGGCACAGAGAGAUAUUCAAGCCAGAAUAGAAGAAAGUACAAAGGCUUUAUUUUCUGAGCUUAUUUUACCCUUGGAGCAGAAACUGGAAAAUGAAUUCCGAAGAUCAUCUGUCCAACAUAAAAAGUACAACCAUGGUCACAAAACUGUCCUGGUGCCCUAUGCCAAAGCUCACGACUCCCUUAGGAAGUUCAGAAAGAAAACUAAGAAUAAACUUGUGUAUGAUGAACAAAAGGAAGGACAGUAUGUAAAAACAUUGAGUAAAUGUCAGGAAAAACUGGAUGAAUUCCGCGUGCAAGGUUUGAAGCUCGCUUUACUCGAGGAAAGGAAAUGUCAUUGUUUCUUGUUAGAGCGACUCUCCAGUAUAGCAAGCAUGAAUGCAGCACAUCACAGACAGGCAACAGAGAUGCUGUCUAUGGGAUUGCCAAGCUGGCGACACCUAUCAGCCAAGCCUCACAUCUUACCCGCGGAGGCUGACAGGUUACUCAUGAUACAGAGGGAUGAGGAGUUUGAGCAUGCAAAUGGAUCUAUAUACCGUGUCAGUAAUGGGUAUGUACCUGAUGAGACUCGAUCUGUAGGUACACCCUAUAGGAGAUCCAGGAGCUACCAUGAUGGGCCUCGAACACCAAUGGACUACAACGGAGAUUUUUCAUAUGCAACAAGAACCAUGCCCCCAUCACGGGGUAUCAGUGUACCUCCUCCCCCUCCCCCGGGCCAGUCCCAGGUGAGAGCAAUCUAUACACAUGCUGCUGAGGGAGAGAGUAAGCUCAGCUUCACAGAGGGCGAUGUCAUCAACCUUAUAGGCGAGCCUUCCGAUGGAUGGCAUUAUGGACUAAAUAACCGCAGUGGCAGGUAUGGCUGGUUUCCCCUGUCCUUUACAGAGCCAAUGAUAGACAUGCAAGGCAGAGAACAAAUGGGUCAUCGUGUAAAGAGCAUGGGUGAUCUAGACACAAGAUCACUUUCCGAUGGUGGAAGCUUUCUAGUUGAUGGAGAUAUUCCUGGAGCUGCGCGACGUCCAAAGUCUGUUUACGAGGGUUCUGGACUAAGACUUGUUAACAAUCCAACUCAGAAUGUGGCGACCACUUCUGGUUAUGGAAACCGUCAAUCAUCGAGUAAUCCUCCUCCCCCUCCACCACCUGUGUCUUCAUCAUUCCAAGAUGACAGCCGGCCAGGACCACCUACUUCAAUGCCCCCUCCACCUCCAAAGAUGUCCAAUGGACAAGGGGGUUCACAUCCAGCAGAGGACUACGAAACUGACGAAGAGGACACAAAGUCUAAUUCAGUCAAUGUCACUAGGAUGGUACAGCGGGUGUCAUCUCAAGGUCACUAUACAGUCUAUAUUACAGUUAUCUCCUCUUUACAAUGA